GGCUUCUUCUUCCGGUCCAGGAGCUGCUGAAACCGAAAGUGCUGUGUUUUGGGCGCUCCGCUGGGAUUGAUUCACCUUCACCUGCGCCAGCCCAAGUUGACCAGGUGGGAAACCAGACAGACAGUAAAACAUGAACGGAAGAGUGGAUUAUUUGGUUACUGAGGAAGAGAUCAAUCUUACCAGAGGACCCUCAGGGCUGGGCUUCAACAUCGUCGGUGGGACAGAUCAGCAGUAUGUCUCCAACGACAGUGGCAUCUACGUCAGCCGCAUCAAAGAGAAUGGGGCUGCGGCCCUGGAUGGGCGGCUCCAGGAGGGUGAUAAGAUCCUCUCGGUAAAUGGCCAAGACCUGAAGAACCUGCUGCACCAGGACGCUGUAGAUCUCUUCCGGAAUGCAGGCUAUGCCGUGUCCCUGAGGGUGCAGCACAGGUUACAGGUGCAGAAUGGGCCAAUAGGACAUCGAGGUGAAGGGGAUCCGAGCAGUAUUCCCAUAGCUAUGGUGGUGGUGCCACUCUUUGCCCUCACCAUGGUAGCAGCCUGGGCCUUCAUGAGAUACCGGCAACAACUUUGAAAGCCUUGCUUUCUUCCAGUGCUCCCGAUGAAGAGAACAUUUCUUCCUUUCUCUCAUCCUCCUCCCCUCCACCGUUCUCCCAUAUACUUUCCCUCUCUCUGCAUAGCUCACAGGUGACUUAAAGAGGCUGCUUCACAACCAGAACCUUGCUGUUCAAAAUCUGCAAGUCCUCGUAUUCUAAUGGCAGAGUAAAGGCAUUGUUUGAAGAAAAGCUGAAGAAAAGACUUCCUUAGAACAAAUGAAGAGUUCUUUAUUUUACUGGGACCACCAAUAGAAGUUCAGCUACAACCCAAAGAGGGAAAGGUCUAGUCUUCCCAUCACUAAUAGGUAUCAUCGCGGGUGAUAGCCUGUGUUCUUAGCUGGCACACCUCAAAGACCAGCUAUAUCAUAGAAGAGGAAGAGGGCAUUUUUUUCUUUUUAAUGAUCUUCCUUGGGAAGUUUUUGUGGCCUUUGUUUACUUUCUAACUACAUACUGGGUGCCUAUAUCAAACAAAAUAUAAUGAAGAGAGCAUUUUUACUUUUUUAAAAAACAAAUUAUAUAUAUAUAUAGAUAUAUAUAUAUAUAUACAUACACACGUGUACACAUAUGCAUAAAAUUAUAGUUGUAAUAGUGAUGCCUUAUGGAGAGUUAAAGAGGUAAAAAGCUACUACUCUUGUUUCUAGGUUUCUGGUAUAAGAAUGACCUUAACUGAGGGAGUGAGAGAGAGCGUUACUGGAGGUCCAGCCUGAGUCAGAGAGAGAGAGACAGAGACACUGAAGCACUAAUUUAAAAUCUUAGAAUUCUUACUUCCUCUCGUAAUAGUUAAGGUGAAGUGGAGGUAAAAUGUCAUAAUCCAGCUUUGUGCAAGUCAAUCUGUUCAAAAAACUUUGAGGUUUAAAGCUAAAUAUUACCAAUCUCUGGUCUACCUUAGUGACUUUUUUGAUACCUCACAGUCCUAUUAAAGGAUCAGCUGGAUGAUUUUGGUUAGAGCUGGAGUAAUGUGGCCAAACCAAGCCAGUGGAAAAAUUCUAUAAUGAAAAAAGAUAGUGUUUCCAAGGUGGUGCCUGAACUCCCUCAGGCCAUCAACCAGUCUUUUGGUUUCUAGUAACAGGCAAAAUCUGAGAGAAGGGACUGCUCCCUGGCAGGAUGGGCAUGAAAUCAGCUUUGCUUCUGAUUCAGUUAAGUUGAGAGGGUUUGGGUUUAAUUUUUUUAAAAAAAGGUUCCAAACACUAGUUUAUAGCUUCUAAUGAAUGAACUGUUUUACAGGCAAGGGGAAGAAAGAGUUCUGUUUGUUUUAGGGAGCUGGGAAGUUUCAUAGGGAAACAUUGAGAGAAGGAUACAGAUGAACGGAAAUACUAAGAUUAAUAAUGAGGUGGGAGCUGUCCUGUUUUGGGGGUAUUGAAGGUUGGUUUUAAAGCACUAAGGAAAGCUGAACCAAGGCUAAUUUUCUGGCUUGAAGAAAAUCAUUUCCAUCUUCCAGAUAUACCGGCUACACUAAAGGCCUUAUAAUCUUGACAGGAGUAUGAGGACCUUUCCCCUUAGGCAAUCAGUUGUGUCUGAUUUUUAGCACUAACGAUCUAGUGAGUGUUUUACAAGUGUUGAUUGAAUAUCAGCUUUGUUAAGACACUUUUACAAAGAAGUAAA
This is a messenger RNA of Pteronotus mesoamericanus, 2192 nucleotides long. It is a transcript of the gene SYNJ2BP, whose product is annotated as synaptojanin 2 binding protein. NCBI's taxonomy places the organism in Eukaryota, Metazoa, Chordata, Mammalia, Chiroptera, Mormoopidae. The transcript has 4 exons. Gene Ontology annotation, biological process: embryo development; receptor clustering; receptor localization to synapse. The coding region runs from base 131 to 568 and encodes 145 amino acids. The record is from RefSeq and is a predicted model, not a curated record. Gene Ontology annotation, cellular component: neuromuscular junction; postsynaptic density membrane; basolateral plasma membrane. Gene Ontology annotation, molecular function: protein binding.